This is a messenger RNA of Knipowitschia caucasica, 507 nucleotides long. The record is from the annotation of a GenBank genome assembly. NCBI's taxonomy places the organism in Eukaryota, Metazoa, Chordata, Actinopteri, Gobiiformes, Gobiidae.
AUGGCCGCAAAUCUACGAAAAUACAAGUUUGAGGCCUCCUCCAGCCCAAAGCCCAGCGCAGCCUCGGUGAAAAGUUUGAGUGACCCAGCUCCCUCCGCCCACGCACCCGCUAGCCAAGCAACGAAAGCUCCAAAGGCUAGCUCUAGCAUCAUGGACCCAGAAACAAUCAAAGCGGACAUCCUAGCCUCACUACGCCAAGACUUCUCAGCGAUUAUCAAAGGUGAAAUGAGAGAAGCACUCCGCGACAACUUUGAAUCACUUAAAACGCAGAUUGAAGACGUAAAAACUGAGAUUAAGAACAAGACCGCAGCUCUCCGGGCGGAGGUAGACCAGGUAAAAGCUAACGUGAGAUCAGUAGAAGACCACAUGUCCACCAUGUCUGACGAGAUGAUACAAGCACAGGGUCAAGUGUCUGAUCUCCAAGCAGAAGUAAAGAGGCUUAAGGAGAAAUGUGAAGACAUGGAGGGGCGCAUGCGGAGGGGAAAUAUCAGUGUCGGGGGUGAGUGA